Messenger RNA from Fusarium coffeatum, 414 nucleotides. RefSeq lists its product as uncharacterized. The record is from RefSeq and is a predicted model, not a curated record. NCBI's taxonomy places the organism in Eukaryota, Fungi, Ascomycota, Sordariomycetes, Hypocreales, Nectriaceae. Bases 1 to 414 code for a protein of 137 amino acids. The transcript has 2 exons.
AUGUCCUUCGCCGUGAUAAAAGAUAUAGACCACCUCGUCCUGACCUGCCACGAUGUCCAAGCCACCAUAGACUGGUACACCAAAUACCUCGGCAUGAAAUCCUCCACCUUCGGCCCCGAAUCGCAUCCCCGAUAUGCAUUGAAUUUCGGCACGCACAAAAUCAACCUCCAUCAGCGCGGUGCCGAGUUUGAGCCUAAAGCUAGGACUGCUCUGCCUGGGACCGCUGAUUUGUGCUUCAUUGUGGAAGAUGGGACGGAUUUGGAGGGUUUGAAAAACAAGUUGGAAGAGGAGGGGAUAAAAGUGCUGGAAGGUGGUGGAGUUGUGGAUAGGACUGGGGCGCUGGGGAAAAUUAGGAGUAUUUAUGUGAGGGAUCCGGAUGGGAACUUGAUUGAGCUGUCUUACUACCCGUCUUGA